Molecule: messenger RNA, 483 nt
Organism: Akanthomyces muscarius
Lineage: Eukaryota; Fungi; Ascomycota; Sordariomycetes; Hypocreales; Cordycipitaceae
Exons: 2
Coding region: 1-483 (160 amino acids)
Source: RefSeq, a predicted model, not a curated record
AUGGAUCCAAUUCAGGAAGAACUCCUUUAUAAAGAACUAUCCCUCCUACCUCGUCCCUGUUAUCCCUUUCCGGACAGAGUCAACCAGCAUAUUGACAGCCUUGCAUCCGAAUAUCGCGAGUGGAUCGACACCGACUGCGACUUUACAUCUGCGUCUGCUCGCGCUGCGUACAAGCGACACAGAUUAAGCGACAUUGCUGCCCGGGCAUUUCCGUCGCUGAGUCUGGAGGAACUGCGACCAGUGGCACGCUUCACGUCAUGUCUGGCCAUCAUCGAUGACUUUCUAGACAAGGCGGAUGCUGCUGAGCUGGAACGAGUCCGCAACGAAGCCACCGCCCUUCUCCUUGGUAUAGAUGACAGGGAGCCGCCCCGUGCAGGAUUCUAUCGCCAGGUAUAUCUGAUACGGCAAGAUGCCUUGGCGAUUGUUGACGGGCUAUGGGGCGGAGAAGCAAUUCAACGCGGCGGACACGCCGCCACCGCUUAA